This is a messenger RNA of Bactrocera tryoni, 480 nucleotides long. RefSeq lists its product as uncharacterized. The coding region runs from base 107 to 373 and encodes 88 amino acids. The record is from RefSeq and is a predicted model, not a curated record. The transcript is spliced from 3 exons. NCBI's taxonomy places the organism in Eukaryota, Metazoa, Arthropoda, Insecta, Diptera, Tephritidae.
ACAAGCAUCUGUCAAGCUAAUGGUAAUAAAAGCGUGUAGUUAAAGAAAUGAUUAAAUCUUUUUUCAAAGUGCUAAAAAACUAUUAAUAUAUUUUUAUUUUGCUGUAAUGUUGCCGAAAUCUCCCAAACCAGCAUUCUGGAAAUUCAUAAAAGGAAGUGCUAAAGUAAUAUUCAUUGCAGAAGCUGUUUGCUUUGCAGCCUCUUACGGAGUUUAUUAUCGUAUGAACACAAAUCGUGAGUUUCGCCACUAUAUCAACGAUAACUUCCCAUUUGCUCUAGAUUACUACUAUAAAGUGGGCGAGAUUUUGGGUAAUAGCAACUUGAGGCAAAUCGAUUCCGCAGUCUGGCGAGCUGAGAGCGAAAAACGAGAAUAAUCAAAACAAUUUUGGCGGCGUUGGCUACGGGCUUAUGUUGCUUACCGAACCAUCUGAGGAGAAACUAGAGCGCAUAAAAGCCACGGGAGGUCCAGCACAUCUAACCA